AAUGUUUGGUCUGUUGUGUGAUUAGAUACUCUUACACCCGCUUCCCAACCAUACAACUUAUAUAUACAGUAAUGGGCAAGGUUCACAUCUGGUGUAUGGCUAUACAGAACUUUAAGCCUAUCAGAUUGAUUGUGACCCAACACUCAAUAGCUGUACCUUCAGGUGCAUAUCAAAGAGUGUUAUGAAGGGAGGAGAGCAAACACACAUGACUAUCAUGCAGGUUAUUAUAGCAUCGGUAGAUGCUCUAUAUAGGGAUGGCACGUGUCAAAUCUCACGUGAUCCGCGUACAAAACACCUCAGGAGCUGCCACUAACUGUUGACCCUCCAUUACAGGAGGGCCUCACCCCUCUAAUAUAUGCCGCCAUGAUGGGGAGUUCCAUGACAAAAAUUCUACUGGAAGGAAAGCACGUCGACCUUGACAUUCAGGAGAAUGCCGGAGGAUGGUCAGCUCUCCACUUCUCUGCUGAGAACGGAGACUCUGCUACCACGUACGCUCUCAUGAAAGCAGGAGCUAAUGUCCACCUCAAGGACAAGAAUGGGUGGACGGCUAUUGAGAUGGCUGAAGUCAAGUCCGCAGACCAAGAAACUGCCCUUAGGUCUGCAUUUUCCCUAGACUACAGACACCGCUACAAUGGACCCAGAGACUAUGGGAAAGUGAUUGAGCUGCUGAGAGGAAACCUUGUGGAGUCAGUUACUCCACCUUCUCAGCACUGAUUGCUCUAUUAAUUCAGGACUUGGAUAGUGCAUCUACUACCAGAAAGGAAAGGUCAGAGGUGAGAGAUAAAGAGUGGGAGCUCAAACAAACGACAUGGGGGACAAGGGAGAUCAUAGAGAAGAGGAAGCCAAGACCUUCAGAAAACCAAACGGAUACCAACAAUAAUUAGAUCCACUGUUUGUUACUUUCUUUGUUUAAUACAGCUAAAGCUACAAAGCUAGUGCUUCCACACACAAUACACACUGCAUGUAUCACA
Geodia barretti is the source of this 971-nucleotide messenger RNA. Lineage: Eukaryota; Metazoa; Porifera; Demospongiae; Tetractinellida; Geodiidae. The record is from the annotation of a GenBank genome assembly.